UUCAUCUUGCCAUUUUGAUCUGAAAUCAUAGUGAAAUCAUCACGAAACAAACGGCGCAUAAAUAGAAAACGAAAUUUUUUUGAAAGGCUCUCUCAAAAGGAUUGUCGCGUGCUAACUCGAGAUGGAGACCGUGAGAUACUACGCGAAUUACAUAGAUCCUCACUGGAUCACCAUAGUGGCGACAGGGUUGUAUACGCAUUUGCGACAGAUCUGCAUAAUCGGUCUGUGUUUCGAGGAGGAAAGCUUUUUGCCUUUUGAUCCAUCGUACGCGUCGGUACUCUUUGUGUUCUCGGUUUUAUGUCUAAUAGCGGAAUACAGACUAUGGCCUGUAACACUGAAAGAGCCACCAAUUCAGCUACUAUACAUUUACGAAAUGUUAGUAGCUGCAUUGAGUACAAAUUUAGCGAUCCAAAUGGUAUGGACUCCAAUGAUGCAUGCAAUUUUCUGUCUAACUCAAGAAUCCAGUAAGUGGUUGGUGUGGUUGAACGAUGCCAUGGGCCUAGAUAGUUACUCUUGGUUAUACAUCUUUGCGGAGUACAUGGCUACAGACUACGCAGCCACAUACAUGGCUUUUUGCAUGUCAUUAUUGUCGUUUGUAUGGAUGCUGGACGCCACUGAAUCUCUGGACACGUUUCUGGAUACGUGGAGCAAGUAGUGAAUCCUGAAAACUUGAAAAUCUUAUCCGCAAAAUUGUUCGGCAUGUAAUAAAAUUACGAAGCAAUUCGUCCAUCCAUUCUUAAACGUAUACAAUUUCUAAUAAAAAGAUAUCUUGUUGCCGGAUUAAGCGUCAUGCAAAAUUUAAAUUUCUUAAAUAAAGUUUAUAACAAAACCAUUUAUCACUUAACAAUUUCUCCACAGAAUUCCUUAUUUAAAUAGCCUUUGCUAGUUGCGAAAUAUCAAUCGUAAACUUUUCGUGUUUGCUUAAAGCCUCGAGUAAUUUAAUUUAUGUCCCUCUAUGUUCCUACACAC
Molecule: messenger RNA, 969 nt
Organism: Vollenhovia emeryi
Lineage: Eukaryota; Metazoa; Arthropoda; Insecta; Hymenoptera; Formicidae
Exons: 3
Coding region: 122-655 (177 amino acids)
Source: RefSeq, a predicted model, not a curated record